Vicia faba (fava bean) is the source of this 912-nucleotide messenger RNA. NCBI's taxonomy places the organism in Eukaryota, Viridiplantae, Streptophyta, Magnoliopsida, Fabales, Fabaceae. The record is from the annotation of a GenBank genome assembly.
AUGGCGAAACCUAACAACCCUAUCAAAAUCAUCGCCGGCGCCGAUGACUUCGGCACUCCUCUCAAAGACGCUCUGAUCUCCCACCUCCGUUCCCUCAACAUUGAAACCGAAGACCUCGGAACCUCUUCCUACUAUUCCGCCGGCGCCGAGGUCGGCCGCCGCGUCUCUCAAUCCAAAUCAUCAUCAUCCUCCCCGGAAAUCCGCGGUAUUGUCGUUUGCGGAACCGGUGCCGGCGUCUCCAUCUUCGCCAACAAAUUCCCCGGCGUCUUUGCCACCACCUGUCUCACUCCCUCCGAUGCUAUCAACGCCCGAUCCAUCAACAACUCAAACGUGAUUGCCUUCUCCGGUAAGUACACUUCAUCGGAAACCGCAAUUGAGAUCGUGAACACGUGGCUGAAAACACCUUUCAAGGCUGCAUGUCCUGCAAAUGAUAACAAACCAUGGCCAGAGGAGAUCGAGAAUUUCCUCGACAAAUCACUGAUCGAGAUGCCGGAAAUCGGAAAACGCGAACCGGUUGAUACAUGUGCGGUUUGUUGUUUGGUGAAGAACCGGGAGCUGAACCCGAUCGAUUUGAUUCCCGGAGGUUCAAUGAAGAUUGUUAGAGAGACGCCGACGUCGGCGUUCGUGAGGUUCAAAGCCGGGAGUGUGGAGCCGGCGCAUCAUCACACGUUUGGGCAUGAUUUGGUGGUGCUGGAAGGGAAGAAGAGUGUUUGGAAUUUGACUAAGGAGGAGAGAUAUGAUCUAACGGUUGGAGAUUAUUUGUUUACUCCUGCCGGUGAUGUGCAUAGAGUGAAGUAUCACGAGGAUACUGAGUUUUUCAUCAAAUGGGAUGGUCAUUGGGAUAUGUUUUUUGAUGAGGAUCAUGAGACUGCUAAAAUUGAAAUUGAUAAGGAAUUUGGGAUAGCUAAGUGA